AUGAUGGAGAUGAUAUUGAUUUGGCAUUACAAAAAAUCUAUUUAUAAAUUAGAUAAGUUAAAUGAUGAGAAUUCAAAUUUAAUGAAAAUUAUUGUCAAUGGAGCAAAACAUUUAAAUGAAAUUGAUAUUCUUGUUGAUGUAGAUACAUUUAUGGAAAGAUUAAGAGCUAUAGAAGAAAUUACAGGAACAACAACAAAUGAUCUUAAGAUUUUAAUUUCAACAACAAUAUCAUUAACAAAAAUACAAUAA
Entamoeba dispar SAW760 is the source of this 249-nucleotide messenger RNA. RefSeq lists its product as uncharacterized. The coding region runs from base 1 to 249 and encodes 82 amino acids. NCBI's taxonomy places the organism in Eukaryota, Evosea, Mastigamoebida, Endamoebidae. The record is from RefSeq and is a predicted model, not a curated record. The transcript is spliced from 3 exons.